This is a messenger RNA of Mycena citricolor, 745 nucleotides long. Lineage: Eukaryota; Fungi; Basidiomycota; Agaricomycetes; Agaricales; Mycenaceae. The record is from the annotation of a GenBank genome assembly.
CACACAGAUAGAAGGAAGGACGAAAAGAUCAAUCCAUUAUGGCAGCGCGCAGGUCCAGAUGCGGCAGGACCCUGUGCGCCGGGCUCGUGGCGCGUGCCUCGCCGCCACUUCUUCGACGCUUCCUCGGAUCAGCUGCAAAUUGGCGGCGUGGAGCGGUGACCCUGGAGACUCUCCGGUUCAUCAUCAAGCCGUGUGACUAUCUCAUGCAUAUGCCGAGUGGGACGUGGGUCACUCAGAUGCGCAGAGGGAUGCAUCCGAGUCCAGAGAUCUUGGUGUUAGGUUCGCCGGCGGCAGCUCCAGCUCGUCCCAGGCUCCCACGGCCUGACCGGGCCAGGUCACUGCUCGCCUCGAAGAUCCUUGCUGCCGCUGCAUGGCUUCGUGUGAAACACUUGCAUUUAUCACGUGCAACAGCCAGCAUGAUCGGCGACGCUUAAUUGAUCCAUGUGUCCUUUUACCUGAUCCGGCGACUUUUCGGAAUCCGUGCGCUACGACACACCUGUUCCCGAAUCCCCGACCCUGCAUCGAGAGGACUAUUCUGUUUCAUUGUUUGCUAUGGCGCUUCUCGUAUUCAAUUGUGCCUGGGAAAUCUGCAAUUGCUUAUACGCCGCGGCGGCGCGCAGGCUUGGCCAACUGCGGCGGAGCUGUCGCGCAGCACCUGCGGGCAGCUGCGCUCGACAGUCCCGCCUCGUAUAAAACUGAGCGCCCCUCCCGCUCUUCUCAAAACCAACACAAAGCCACACUUGAG